CCCGCCCUCUCAAGUUGCGUACGGCACCCUAAGCACGAGUGUCUAUUGGCGUGCCUGAACGGCCGUCACCUUCGGAGAGAUCGAACAGCCCCUCCUACGUCACUCACACACACACAAAAAGGGAGUAGUGCACUCGCCAGCGAAGCUAGAGUCAACGAUGACCGGGAACUUGAGGUGCGUGGUCGUGGCCGUCGAUGGCAGUGAGGAGAGCAUGAACGCCUUGACAUGGGCGCUCGACAACCUCAAGCUCCGAUCCACCCCCGGCGGCUCCUUCGUCGUGCUCCACGUCCAAUCCGCGCCGUCCAUCGCCGUGGGCCUCAAUCCCGGCUCCAUUCCCUUCGGUGGGCCCAGUUAGGUGAUUUGGAGGUGCCUGCGUUCACUGCGGCUAUUGAGGCGCACCAGAGGCGAAUCACCGAGGCGAUACUGGAUCAUUCUCUCCGGAUUUGCUCUGAAAAAAAUGUGAAAGUCGAAACCAAAGUAAUUGUUGGUGAUCCAAAAGAGAAGAUUUGUGAAUUUGUUGAGAAUUUGCAGGCUGAUUUGCUUGUGAUCGGGUCCCGUGCUUUUGGCCCUAUAAAAAGGAUGUUUUUGGGAAGUGUAAGUAACCAUUGCACCAACCAUGUGCAAUGCCCAGUGAUCAUAGUCAAGGGCAAGGGGACUGCCUGAUUAGCCAAGAUAGAACAUUAGCUUUUUGCGCCUGUCGUCGUCUUGUGCGGAUGCUAAUAGAGCUCCAGAUCUUGUUGUAAUUAGGAAGUGCAUUUGAUACUUGUGACCAAGUUCUGUUGAGUGCCAAGUUGUCGCAUUCAGGGCUGCUUCUUGACCAGCUAUGCUGUAUUACCACUCUUCCGCAUCCUUUGCAAGCUGUUUUGAAGGAGAAAUUUGUGUAUAGUGCAUUAUCUUAUGUUUUAUGUUGUUGUAAAUCAACAUUGUAUCAAAUAUAGCUUAUUUGUUUUUUUUUUUUUUUUUUUUUGUGUGUUCUUCUUCUUGUUGCUGGAAAUCGAAGUUGUAUCAAAUAUAGUUAACUAUAUUCAUUUAUUACCUACGGUGGGUAUUGUAUUGAUAUUUGUCCUGAAGAUUAAUUGAUUUCAUUGGCUGUUA
Corylus avellana is the source of this 1095-nucleotide messenger RNA. RefSeq names its product Adenine nucleotide alpha hydrolases-like superfamily protein. The record is from RefSeq and is a predicted model, not a curated record. Lineage: Eukaryota; Viridiplantae; Streptophyta; Magnoliopsida; Fagales; Betulaceae.